Messenger RNA from Eimeria maxima, 1893 nucleotides. RefSeq lists its product as hypothetical. The record is from RefSeq and is a predicted model, not a curated record. The annotation marks the transcript as partial. NCBI's taxonomy places the organism in Eukaryota, Apicomplexa, Conoidasida, Eucoccidiorida, Eimeriidae. The transcript has 3 exons.
AUGGAGGUUAGCUGGCUGCCGAAGGAGAAGCCAGUUACAUGGCACCAGACCACAUCCCAGUCGUAUUUAGACUUGCCUGCCGCACCCCAUGGCAAAGAUGUGAAAGAUGCGACCUCCUGCACGGGGUACAGUCCCUGCAUCUCCUCAAGACCCAGGAAGGGACUGCCACUGGUCGCUGCACUUGCUACAGUGUCAGCUGUCAUCUUCCUUGCCUAUCUGUGCAGUUUGUCAAUUCGAGGGAGACUGUCCAAACGAUUAUUUGUGCGCAAACUCGCCGGAGGCGAGAAUGCCAAGGAAAACAAUGAGACAGACCCGUGCGUCCCACACAGUGACACGGACAUAGACGCUCUUCCAGGUACCCCAGAACAACCUAGCGAGGGUCGUAACCCUAGCGCACAUGGGCUCCUUCGUUACCCAUCUUGGAGUGGCGAAUCGGGGACUGCAUAUCGUAUUCCGGUGUCGCUAAUGGGUGCUAGUGCUGCUCCUGUCGAAGGCCUUUACCGUGCAGCAAGACCCCAUCUAGGACCAGCUGAAGAGAAGAGGGGUGAAAAGAGAAAGGAAAGAGAAACCGAUGGUGUAGGGCGUGGGGCCAAGGUACAGAAAUUGGAGGCACCGAUUCAUCACAGCCUUCUUGGACCAUCGGUACCCCACCUAGACCCUGCACUCGAUUCACUUAUUGAUUUCACCUUAUCUGAAGGCGCACGUGUAUUAUACGGGAAUAUGUGGCUCCUUGAUGAUGUUGCCUCUCCCUAUGUAGUACCCUCAAUAUUGGAAAGUGAAGAUACAACGCCUGCAGAAAUGUAUGUAGGCCAGCAGAGCCAUGGUGCGCCUAUGCCAGCAUCCACAAUCUCGACUCCACUACUACCUGGGAACCUGUCUACUCUGGAUAGCAGUGACCCGCCCGCCAUGAGUCCGUUGAGCUUUUUCGAGUCGGUGUUGUCAGAAGCCAGCCAGAGCACUCCGGGUCUCUACGCAGAUGAUUGGUUGUUGAGUGGCGAUGCGGAGGUUGUGCGAGAGGCAUUGGGCCUGAUAGACUCCCGAGCGACACCUUCGAUGCUGUUAGGUAGUAGAGGAGAAAGCCAGAAAGGGGCAGGGCCUCGCGCCAAAGUAUUGUCUGGCGCUACCGAAAGCCAAAUGUAUGUGGGGGCACCUUCCUGCUCGAAAAUAUCAGAACGUGACACUCACUUGGAGACAGUCCAGGAACCAGCAGACGUAUCCUCUGGCAUGCCUUCCACGUCUACUGAUCCUGAGAGCGGACGGGCAGCAGGCGUUCUGGAAUCAACUUCUCUUCGAAGUUUAUUGCCACGAUCUUCUACUGGGAGCACCCAGUCUUCACCAGGGGAGGACAGUCAUGCUGCGCAGCUGGUCCUAGCUUCGCAGGCUCAGGCUGCAGCCGACAACCUCGUUGCUUCACGUGGUUGGCUGAAAAAGAUGAUGAUGGGUGUCUCUGAGCAGCUUCUCAGAACGCAUCCGUUUUACCGUCUCCCUGAGGUAGAGCCAUUGCUUUCCGGGCGAAGGUUUAACAAUCUUAGAGAAGACGAAUACCGUCCUAAGGAUCAAAAGCUAAUCUGGUUGCUUUCGAAAUGCAGGAAAUUACUGACGAAGGAGCGGUUAACGACCAGCGAAUUAGAAGUUCUCCUGGAAAAAACAGAGCAACUGUACAGAUACGCAACAGGACCCAUGCCUACCUAUAAAAACACGAGACCUGCAGUUGAAAUUUUGGGGAGGGUAUUUAUGGUGCUGGAUACGCUAUAUUGUGCACUAGAGGUGCUUGGAAAUAACGCUAGGAGGGCUGAUUUGUGGCCCGCUGUAGUUCAUCACAUACAAAACGCAGGGUAUCACGGAGACUCCAAGAGACCCGUUUUGGGGAAGACGUAUUCGAGCUCCUCCGUA